GACCCAACUCGCUCUCUCCCUCCAGAAUCUCCUCUCUCUCUCUCUCUCUCGUCCUCUCGCCGGAGACGGAUAUCAUCUCCGGUGUUCACCUCUGACGCAGUCAUCGACUCCGAGCUGUUCGCCUUGCGUCGCCGUGAUUCGAUAUGUUAUCAUGAUCGAAUCCACUUCAAGUCCUGUGAAGGCCUUCACUGUCUGACGAUCGACGACGAAGAACGCUGUUCCUAUAGCAGUUCAAGGGGUAAUCCCAAUCCUGCAGUCUGAAUUUCGCCAUCGAAGGCUUAAUUGCUCGCGCCAGCGUUAUCUCUGCGAUUCGGGCACUUCUCUCGGCGGUUAGCGAACGGCAGAGUCCUGUAGAGCUCGCGCAGUAAUCGGAAUCGGCGUCAUGGUGGAAUCGGACAACGAGUCGCCGCCGGGGGGAGGCCAUGGAUCGGGGGCGGGGGGCGACCUCUCGUCGCUGCGCGAGCAGGACAGGUUCCUCCCCAUCGCGAACGUGAGCAGGAUCAUGAAGAAGGCCCUGCCGGCGAACGCGAAGAUAUCCAAGGACGCCAAGGAGACGGUGCAGGAGUGCGUGUCGGAGUUCAUAAGCUUCGUGACGGGGGAGGCGUCGGACAAGUGCCAGAGGGAGAAGAGGAAGACGAUCAACGGCGACGACCUGCUGUGGGCGAUGACGACGCUGGGGUUCGAGGAGUAUGUCGAGCCGCUCAAGGUGUAUCUGCAGAGGUUCAGGGAGUUGGAAGGCGACAAGAUGGCGGCGGUGGCGCGGGAGAAGGACGGCGGUGCCAACGACAGCGAGAGUAGCGGCGUCGGCGGAGUGUACGGGAUGAUGCCCGUGGGCCAGGGUCAACACCAGGGACACGUGUACGGCUAUGGUGGGUUUCAUCAGGUUGGGGUGAGAGGAGGGGGAGUUGGUCCUGGAGCAAGUUUAAAUAGACCUUAGUUCAUUAAUCACUAAUCAAUUAAGUUCAAUCACUAGGAUAACCUUCUUUGAAGUGUUUUUUGCUGGAGCUCCCACAUUCUCAUUGUUGUGGCCAUUGAAAGAGCUUUUCGGAAGGUGGUGAUGGCGAAAAACUGUCUUUCUUCUAGAAUUGCUUGACGGGUAGACUCAAAGAAGUAUGUUGAAUUGUGCGGACUCGACUUGAAUCUGCCUGUACUUGACAUCUGAUCGACAAGAAUGGAUUCGGGCAUUAAAUUCACGACCACGAAGAUGACGACCAUGGUCGUUUUUUGGCUUGAGGCAGGCGAAGUGUCGAUCAGAUGGGUGGUCCAAUGGUGUAUGGUGAACGUGAACCUCGGUUUGGAUGGAGGAUGAGAAGUAAAAGAAGUGAGUGAUUCAGGGUUUGAAAUUUGGGUUUGGAAGCUGAAGUAGUUGCUGUAAUGGCAGAUUAUGGGUAGUGUAAAGUUAUUGUAGUAACUCAAGGUGUUGUGAAGACUAGUUUAUGUAUUUCCAUACUUGUGGAAGGAAACCGGGAGUUUUACCUGUGGAGUUUCUUCU
This is a messenger RNA of Rhodamnia argentea, 1492 nucleotides long. RefSeq names its product nuclear transcription factor Y subunit B-3-like. Gene Ontology annotation, biological process: regulation of transcription by RNA polymerase II. Bases 383 to 937 code for a protein of 184 amino acids. Gene Ontology annotation, molecular function: protein heterodimerization activity; RNA polymerase II cis-regulatory region sequence-specific DNA binding; DNA-binding transcription activator activity, RNA polymerase II-specific. The record is from RefSeq and is a predicted model, not a curated record. The transcript has a single exon. Gene Ontology annotation, cellular component: nucleus; CCAAT-binding factor complex. Lineage: Eukaryota; Viridiplantae; Streptophyta; Magnoliopsida; Myrtales; Myrtaceae.